AUAAACUGAUUUACGGUCUUAACAUGGAAGUUUUCUUUAACUUUACAGACCACCAUACUACCAUUACUUGUGCUUUUGGGGGCCAGCUGUGCUCUAGAUAUGUCGGGCCUUGUUCCGUCCCUCCGAAGAUGUAGAGGUACUUUUGGAAAAAUUCUGAAGAAACACGACUGGGUUUGUGAAGAAAGUCAGUUCCAAACAUACCCGAAAGCGGAAGUAGAUCAACUGCUGCUAAACAAGGCGACGCUUUAUGAAAAUGAGACAUAUUUCCUUGACAAUGUGAAGUCGUGUCAGAAAUAUAUUGACAGGAGCAAGGUUUAUGGUGAGAACGAGUAUUAUGUCUACGAAUCAGUUUGUAAAAUGAUUAGAAAACCAGUGCGGGUGAUCUGGGCACUAGUUCCAGAUUAUAUUGCCCCAGUGGAACUUCAGAACUUGAGGGGCGGGCUUCUUCCUGUUCAUGUACUGGAAGGUCAAGACUUGUUUGAUGUAGAAUGUGUGCAUCCAUGGGCUACAGGUAUUCCAAAGCACUUUAGUCGAAGAGUUGCUAGACGUCUCAGAAGAAUUCGAUUUCAUGGAGUGAAGCGGAAUCUUUGUCUUGCUGGAUAUGCCUACAACUAUAACAUGAUGUGUAAACCAACUGGUUAUAUGGAAAGAGAAGUACUUGUCUACAGCGAGCAUGCAAAAAAAAUCUUCUGGGUAGUUAUCCCAGAUGUCCCUACUUCCUGCGCAUGCGCAUAUUGUAAAUGCACAGGUGGUGGUCGUCCCGGUCGGCCAGGUCCCCCCGGUCGAGGACACCGUCAGAACAUACCAGCAGUUGUAUAA
Molecule: messenger RNA, 819 nt
Organism: Mercenaria mercenaria
Lineage: Eukaryota; Metazoa; Mollusca; Bivalvia; Venerida; Veneridae
Exons: 4
Coding region: 100-819 (239 amino acids)
Source: RefSeq, a predicted model, not a curated record